UGCCGCAGCAGCGAUGAAUAAAUGAAUAACGACGACGUAAAAAAAAACUUGACAGGUCCUUCUCUCGCUUUCUCCACGUUGCACAGACAAGCCCGACGCGUGCAUGUGGCCUCGGCACGGCGUCUUGUGCAGACCGCGUCAUCUAUACAUGAUCCUUCUCAUCACUGUGCUUUUCUAUCAGCAUGUGUCUCACAAUGCGGGCGUGAUCAGGUACACUCCAGCAGACGGGCAGGCGAGGGGGAAAACCGGGGGCUAGCUAGCGGAGGGUUAUACCGGCGAUCGCAGGCCAGUUGUAAGCCACUCUCCACCGGACCGAACGGAGGAGAAGGGAGAAAGGGGGGGAGAGAGUGGAGGAACUGAGAGAUAAGAGGGAAUCAUGUCGAACCGAAAACAUCGAGACAACCAGGAGAUCUGCGCCCGCAAGGUCCGGGAGCUGGCCCAGUCCGGAGUAAACAAACACUGCUUCGAGUGCGGCCAGCCCGGGGUGACUUACAUCGACAUCACCGUGGGCUGCUUCGUGUGCACGUCGUGCUCCGGAAUGCUGAGAGGCCUCAACCCUCCACAUAGAGUCAAGUCUAUUUCCAUGACAACCUUCUCCCAACAGGAAGUGGAGUUUCUGCAAAACCAUGGCAACGAGGUUGGGAGGAGGACCUGGCUCUGUAUUUUUGACCCCAAGACGGACGGCUGCUCUGACAUGAGGGACUCUCAGAAGUUCAAAGAGUUCCUCCAGGACAAAUACGAGAAGAAGAAAUGGCAUUUUUCCAAGAGUAAGAAUCGAAGGGAUGUGGAGGGUCCAUGGAGUCCAGGUUUCCAGGCCUUGCCCCCUUCCCAUGGCCCGCUGGCCAGCCAGGCCCCCUCCCAUGCGAUGCCCCCAAACGCCAGACCUACGAGGACACUGUCCACGUCCCAGCUGCCAUCCUGGGACCGCCCCCCUGCGGUCUCCCCCGCCGACAUGAGGACGGAUGUGUUCACGGCCCGGCCCUCGCGCUCUCAGAGUUUCAGAGACCCCCCUCUGAAAGAUCUGGGUCUGUGUGGGAUCGAAAGACAACGUCCAGGCUCGCUAACGUCCACAAUGGGAUCCCAGAGCCACGUGCCGUCCUUCCCUGCUUUACCCCGACCCUCAGCUAGUAGCACUUUCAAAAACCACUUCACCUUAGGUCGCGCCGCCUCCGCUUCGGGUGGCACGGGGCCCUUCAGGGCCUUCCCUAAGUCUUUGAGUGUGGACUUUGGUGGUCUGAGCCACCCGCAGCACCAGUCACUGCCCCAGGCCCAGCAUCAGCAUCACGCCCUGCCCACUCAACAUCAACAACAACAUCACCAGCAGUCUGCCGGACCUGGCCAGGCCACGCCAGCUGUCACCGGCUCCAACUCACAGGACAAGUACGCUGCCGUGUCCCAGCUGGAUAGUGUCUUCUCUGAGUCGACAACCCCCACAGCUCCCCCUAGUGGGCCUCCGCAGUACAGCACCAUCUUUGGCAACAGGCUCUCAUCCAGCUCCACUCCCGCAAGUUCCCCGGGUGUUGACGCAGUCUCCGGCUCCCAGACAUUUACAAACUUCCCCAACCCUUUCAGCUCCGGGUCCAGCUCCACACCCCAGCAGCCUGUUGCCCUCUCCCCCAGUAACCCCUUCAGCCCCGGCUCUGGAGGUGACUCCAGUGCGUUUGUGACUUCGCCCAACUCUGUUUUCCCCCCGUCCACCACCCUCCCCGCUCCAAACACCCAGAAUGCAUUUCCUCAUGAGUCAACAACCAACCAGGAAGCCAAUGGUUUUGCCUCUUUCGCCGCGUCCAGCUCUCAGCCCAAAGUCCCUCGGCCAAUGUCGGUGAACCCGUUUACUGGGAAUGUUUACCCCAGUAGGGGGACGUCGCGGAAUCCUUUCAUCUGAUACUGCCACCCCCUCCUCGCCCCAUGCCCUUCCACCCAUCCCAUCUCUGGGAGAAAAAGGGAGGAGGAAAGAAGAGAGAGAGAGCGAGAGAGCACUGAGCGGAGGAGCGAACUUGAGGAUCGGCUGCCAUUUCAAUGCCUUUGGAGUAUUUUCGCCCUCUGAGAGAGGGCUGAUGUCCACACAGCCAACCAACCCCCCCUCCUCCUCCUCCUCCUCCUCCCCCACAACGCUGGAUGUGUUUACGUGUUACUUGUCCGUGUGUAUUUGUAAAAGAAAACGACAAUAACAACAACAACAACAACAACAAAAAAACAACCAAAAAAGGAACACGUGAGUGAAACUGUGUGUGAAACGGCGUACGUAUGAGGACGCCGAUGAGCACGUGUGCGUGCGGUCGGUCGGUCGGUCGCCUGCUGUGUUUGUUCCACGUGACGUCGAUUAAAGGUGUUUGUGUGCCAAUAGAAGCCACCUCAGGGCCCUGUGGGAUUCACGAGUUGAGGACGCCUCUGUGAUCUUGACCUGCAGAGACACACACACACACACACACACAUGCAGACACACACACAGUUGCUGCUGCUAGCUGCUGCCAUCGCCUGCUUUCGUGUGAGAACCUGCCUCACCAACAAAUCCACGAGCUUCGCCCCCCAUGCUUGCCUUUUUGAUCAAUCUCUCAGUUGAAAAAGUCCAAAAAAGAAAGAGGAAGAAAAAAAAGAAAGAAAGUGGAAAUCCUGUCCAACACUAGCCAUAUAAAUCUGUCCGGCUCGUUGACCGUGUAACAAAUGGGACACUUGUCAUCGAGCUGGAGACAGAUGCCGACCCGGCGUCGAGAGACGGAUCGACGUCGAGCACGCCGAAGCAUCGGUUACAACGGCCUUUAAGGGCCCGGGGGAGCCAAGCUCACAGACAGGCGGGGGUUCUCCAUCGUGUGUUUAUGUGGAACAUGUUUGUAUGUGUCACUGUAUCAGGUUCCCCUCUGGGGGAGGGGGGGGGGGUCAUCUUUCAACUCUCAGGCUGCAUGCGCUUGGAGGGCUAAAAGGAGAUGCUCCUGAAUGUAAAAGCAAUUUCAGAAUAACUAGGUGUGUGCUUCAUCGCGCCAUUUAAUGGACCAAAAUGUUUCAUGUUCUGUUUUAUUAUUUUUUGAUUUUUUUUGUUUUUUUUUUGUUUUUUUGUUUUUCUCCCGGGCGGCAUGGAGGCCAGGUUGAUUUUCUUUUCUUUUGCAAAAAAAAGAAAUAUGUGUGUGAGAACGUCUUUGUAAAGACAUGU
This is a messenger RNA of Lampris incognitus (smalleye Pacific opah), 3148 nucleotides long. RefSeq names its product ArfGAP with FG repeats 2 (gene agfg2). The coding region runs from base 377 to 1885 and encodes 502 amino acids. The record is from RefSeq and is a predicted model, not a curated record. The transcript is spliced from 14 exons. Gene Ontology annotation, molecular function: GTPase activator activity. Lineage: Eukaryota; Metazoa; Chordata; Actinopteri; Lampriformes; Lampridae.